CUGAAAGCAGGGCUGGUGCUGCUGUUGUGUGAGGGUCUGCAGGUGAGAGCUGUAGGUGUGACCCCCAGGACAUUGCUGGAUCAUGUUUGCCUGUAGCCCUGGUGGAGAUCCAGUGCCACCUGCAAGUCAUGGAAAUCAGGUCACUUUUUGCCUUGGGACAGGUGCCAAAUGCUGAGCAUUAAAGGAAUCAACACGACCGUGGGGCAGGAGCAACAGGCCAGCAUGAAGGAAAAAGAAGUGUUAGAAGAUCUGGAAAUACACCUUGCAAGGAGAGAUGCAGAGGCCCUCUUCCAAGAGCAGCCUGGGACUGGGAACCCGUACUUGGAAGACACUUUGCUUCGGAGUUACUUGAAAACACACCUUCCUCCCAAGGUCCUGGAGGAGGUGCAUCAGGAUCUGGAGAGGUUUGGAAACCGCCUGCUGACCAAGAUCCAACCUCUGAGCUGGGAAUGCGAGCUGAACCCCCCUGUGUUCCGGCAGUACGAUGCCUGGGGGCAGCGCGUGGAUCACAUCCACACCUGCUCAGCGUGGAGGAGGAUGAAGGAGAUUUCAGCAGAAGAAGGGCUGAUUGCUGAGGCCUAUGAGAAAAGAUACUCCAACUGGAGCCGCCUGUACCAGGCUGUCAAACUGUACUUGUUCUCAAGCUCCUCUGGAGGUUUCAGCUGUCCACUGGCCAUGACUGAUGGGGCAGCCAAAGUCAUUGAGUCACUGGGUAUUCCUGGAUCUCUGAAAAAUGCUUUUGACCGUCUGACAUCCCGUGACCCUGAGAAGUUCUGGACCUCUGGCCAGUGGAUGACAGAGCGAAGGGGUGGCUCAGAUGUUGCGAAUGGCACCGAGACCGUGGCCAGGAAGCAGCCGGAUGGCACCUAUCGUCUGUAUGGAUUUAAAUGGUUCACAUCAGCAGCUGAUUCUGAUGUGGCAUUAACCCUGGCCAGGAUAGCAGAUGCUGAAGGACAGUGUGUCCAGGGCUCCAGAGGCCUGUCCCUGUUCUUCCUGAGGGUUCGGGAUGAGGAGGGGAAGCUGAACAGCAUCCAGGUGCAAAGGCUGAAGGACAAGCUGGGCACGAGGCAGAUGGCAACAGCAGAGCUGUGGCUGCAAGGAGCCAGAGCAGAGCUGAUCUCUGCAGAGGGUCAUGGAGUGGCCACCAUCUCCAACAUGCUGAACAUCACUCGGAUCCACAAUGUCAUUGGUGCCGUGGCUUCCAUGAGAAGGAUGAUCAGUCUGAGCAGGGACUACGCCCGCAAGCGCGUGGCCUUCGGGAAGCUCCUCAAGGACCAUCCCCUGCACGUGCAGACGAUAGCCCGGAUGGAGGUGCAGGUGAGAGGGGCAUUUCUGCUGCUUAUGGAGAUCGUUCGCCUGCUGGGCCUGGCUGAAACAAACCUGGCAAGUGAGCAGGAGCAGCUGCUGCUGAGGCUGCUCAUCCCAGUGGCCAAACUCUACACAGGGAAGCAGGCUUCUGCUGUGGCUGUUGAGGCAAUGGAGAGUUUUGGGGGCCAAGGUUACAUGGAGGACACAGGCUUGCCAGUCAUACUCCGGGAUACUCUGGUGCUGUCCAUAUGGGAGGGAACAACAAAUAUCCUGUCCCUGGAUGUGCUGCGAUCCCUGGCCAAGAGCAAAGGGCAGGUGAUGGCUGUGUUCCUGUCCACAGUGCAGGAGAAGCUGGAGCUGGUUUCAAGCAGCAGGGAACUGGCCUUGGCCAUGCAGCGGACACGGGAAGCCAUCGGGAGCCUCCGAGAGUUCAUGGCAGCUGCGGGCUCAGAGCAGACACUGACCAUGGAGCUGGCAGCCAGGGACUUCUCCUACAGCCUGGCACGGAUCUACACAGAUGAGCCUCAAGCACUGCUGAGAAGUAUCCACCGUCCUUUUUUCCUGAGCCCUGGGCUGUUCUGGCAGGAGCCUGGGAAUGCUGACACCUCCUACUCCCCUACAGGAGCUCUUCUGAUGGAACACGCGGCUCGGGCCGAUGCUUCCUCCGCAGAUGCCUGCACUGCCCUGAGGUGGUGCAGCCAGGAGCUGUGUCCGGUGGCCGUGGAGUCAGGGAGGGGCAGCUACAGGGGCGGGGCAGCGCUCCAGGACAGCGCCCUGGUGUUCGGGAACAGCCGGCUCUGAGCGCCGCAGCCCCGGCACGGACACCAGUUUAGGAGUGACAGUUUGCUGUUCCCUGGAAAGACACGGUGUGGAACAGGAAACCAAGGGCAGCAGCUGCAGCCUCCUUUCCCAAGGCCUUGGUGUUUCUGCUGAGCCUCCAAUAUGUCCCCUCCGAGGGACAGGGAAGAAAACUAAGAAAGUGUGUUAGCAAAUGCUCCCAUGCAAAAGUCUAAACUUUAUUCACUUUUAUUUAUAUAUUUAACAAUUCUAAAGUAUUUACUUCUCGCUUUUGACAAAAAUGAAAAAUAUAGGAGCACUUUACUCUCUUGUGGAGAGAAGGGUUAUUUCUGUACACAGCUACGGAGAGACGGCUUCCUCCUUUACAUACAAAGAAAAAUAAUAUUAAUAAAAAAAGUGCUUCAUCGAUCCAAAAAAGCCUAAAGAGCUGCAAGCUUUUAUUCACACUGUACAUCCCAGCCCCGGCCCGGACCCUCUUGGCACGUGCAGAGGCUCCGGCUGAUUCUGCACCACAAAGCCACACAAGGUUGGGGUGUCCCCCCCAGCCCAGCGCUGCCACCUCCCCCUCGCCACCCCGGGAGGAGCCGCACGUUCCCUCGCCCCGCUCGGAGCAGCGACGCCUGUGCCUCUCUCCCACCCCCAAUCCUAAACAUUCCUUGGCUGGAAACACCAUCCUUCACUUUGCUUUUCCCUCAGUGUCUCUUUCUCUAGACCUGUGCCAGGGAGAUCCCAAGAUGCUCCGUCCGUUCCCAGACCCCUUUCCCGCAAGGACGCAGCCUCCUCCUUCCUGGACGUGGACGCCAGCGCGUGGAUCCGGCAGGGUGGGAAGGGCACAGUCCAACCACCUCAGACCCACUGAGCUCUGCCAGAUGGUUUCUCCAUGUGACCCUCCCUUUGGAUGAUGUGAUUGUGACAUUCCAGGGAAGGGAAAUGCAAAAUGAUCCUUUCCCAAGGUUCUUGAUUUUGAACUGUUGUAUCUAGCAUCUCAAAUACUCCAGCAGGAUUCUUGGGAAUACCAGAGAGUUUGGGAUUUUCCCUAGGGAAUGCACUGUGAGCAGGAUCUACUCUUCCUCCUUGCCUGAUUGCACUAAGCAGGAUCUAUGGGAAGGGAAUGGGAUGAGCACCUACCAGUCGGUUACAAAUGGGUAUUUGGGAGUUUCACCCUUCAGUGAGGUGAGUGAUUGGGACAGAAGGAGGAAGGGAAACCCAUAAUGUAUUUUGGAUUGUUUUAAGCUCCUCAGGCAGCUUUUUCCUAUCUGGAGUACACUGAAGACAGCCUGGGAAAGGAGGAGCAUCCCAAGAGGGUGCCCAGCACCAGCGCAAUCCGCACAGGCCGAGCCCGGCGGGCCCCGGCCGCCUUCCGUCGGUUUGGAUCGUCCAGUAAAGUGCGAGUGACCAGCCAGGACCUGACCAUGGCAAUGCUCUGCUCCCACAGGGAAUCCCACCCAGAUGUGGCAAGGACAAGGCAGAGAUCUGCUCCUGUCCUCGUGGAUUCAGUCAGGAAUUGCAUGGUCAGAGCCCUGGCGAGGCCCGGUGUGAUGCCUGGCUCAGCGUUCCAGGUGUUCCCGCUCCGAGGGCUCAGAGCUCACGGAUUGUGUGCAGGUACAGAGCCGCCAGCGCAGGAACCUGACCGAGACCCCCUCGGGCAGCCAAGCCCACCGUGAGAACAGAGAGGGAAAAGGUCUCGGGAAGGAGAUUCCCACCUCUUCUAGCAGCAACAGGUUCCCAAACAGCAGUUUCGGGUUUGGAAUAACAGGAGUGAUUGAAAGCACUGGAGGCUGCAGCUAUUCAGGCUCUCCACUCUGGCCAGCCCGGCUCCCUCUGCUCCCCAAAAUCCUCGGCCUGCAGCAGUUCUGCAGCGGGACAGAUAAAUACCCACAGGGACCCUGGCUCUGCACCAGCUCCCUCCCCACCUCCAGGACCCUCCCGCAAACAAACAGAUAUAUUAUUAUAUACACACACACGCACGCGCGGGGACACGGACACACAGACAGGACAGGCAGGGAAGGGGGAAGAGCUGGACAAGGAGAACCCCACGAUCCAGCGGCACAUCCUCGAGGUCUGUCCCGCCCAGCAGCGCCCCACGCCCCGAGCUCCAGGCGCAGCCUCCCAGCCUCGGCCCCCCGGGAUCCGCGUGUCCGUGGGGAAGGGUCGGCUCGGCUGCUCCCCCGCCGC
Poecile atricapillus (Black-capped chickadee) is the source of this 4281-nucleotide messenger RNA. Its product is annotated as acyl-CoA dehydrogenase family member 11-like. Bases 169 to 2109 code for a protein of 646 amino acids. The record is from RefSeq and is a predicted model, not a curated record. Gene Ontology annotation, molecular function: oxidoreductase activity, acting on the CH-CH group of donors. The transcript is spliced from 15 exons. Lineage: Eukaryota; Metazoa; Chordata; Aves; Passeriformes; Paridae.